Messenger RNA from Ilex paraguariensis (yerba mate), 502 nucleotides. NCBI's taxonomy places the organism in Eukaryota, Viridiplantae, Streptophyta, Magnoliopsida, Aquifoliales, Aquifoliaceae. The record is from the annotation of a GenBank genome assembly.
AUGUCCAACGGUGGUGGCCGCCGAAAGAAGCGUCCGACCGCUACUGCCCCUCCGCCUCCACCUGCACCAGUUUAUCUUGGUGGAGGAAAAGGUCGAAAAACCAAAAGCAGUGGCAUUAAAGCUGGUGGAAUGGUAUUUAUGGGAUCUACUGUAGCUGCAACAGAAACUGGAGGAGGUGGUUGUGGUCAUCAUAGUGGUGGUGGUGGGGGUGGGGGUUGCGGAGGAGGAGGAGGAGGAGGCGGCGGUUGUGGGGGUGGGGGUUGUGGUGGAGGGGGUUGCUGAGGCUGAGAUGAAGGCAUGAAGUUUCAGUACUUGGAUUGGGUGGCGUAUUCCUCUGGGUGUUGUUUCUUUUGCUUCUGUAGAUAAUUGAGUUGCUUGUGUGGGUAGGAUAAAUAUUUUAGAUGCUAGCCCUACAGUUGUAUAGACCAUGUUGUUUUGUCAUUUGUUUGUAUGCGUGAUGAAUAAAGGCUCUAUUUGCAUCAUUGUAUGGUUGUCAAAAACU